UGCUUAGAAGUUCUCCGGUCCACGAAAGAAGAGAACCAAUCCAUCUGGUUGUUUCACUUGCGAGCUAUUUAUUAUUCAAUCAGCAGCUUUUAAAACUUGUUAAAAGGAGGGUAGUACCUUGCUUAGGAACUCUCGCUUCCUUUCUCCUCUCCUCUCUCUCUCUCUCUCUCAGUCUCUCCCCGUGUCUUCCCUUGUUUUCUCCUCUCUCCUUUCUUUAGAAAGCCUCAGCUCCCACAGAUCACCCAGAGUCAAUACUGAUAUUGCUACUCUGUUCUUGACCUGCUCUGCACUUCUAAGAUUUCCUCACUAGUGAGGUGUCAUACUGAAGAGAGAUGGACAGGAAGGGUGUGAUAAUAUGUGGGGUUGUGGGGUUCUUGGGGCUGCUUUCAGCUGCUACAGGUUUCGCUGCUGAGGCCACCAAGAUAAAGGCUUCUGAAGUGCGGUCGGUAGGUUCUAUACGGUGUGAAUACCCAAGCAGUCCUGCUCUGGGUCUUGGUUUAACAGCUGUACUAGCUCUCAUGAUCGCCCAAGUGAUCAUUAAUAUGGCAACGGGGUGCCUUUGCUGCAGAAGAAACCCUCAUCCAUCGAACUCUAGUGGGACAAUUGCAGUUAUCUGCUUCGUUCUUUCCUGGUUCACGUUCGUCAUCGCGUUCUUCUUGUUGCUAGCAGCGUCUGCGCUAAACAACCGGCAUGGUGUGGAUAGCAUGUACUUCGGGUAUUAUUAUUGUUAUGUCGUGAAACCCGGUGUGUUCGCAGGAGGUGCCCUCUUGUCCCUUGCUACAGUUGCCCUUGGAUUGAUCUCAUAUCUCACCUUGACUUCAGCCAAAAAUAACACCGACCAAGGCUGGGGCAACGCGCCUGUGCCUAAUCAAGGAGGCGUGGCUAUGGGACAUCCGCAAUUCCCUCCUCAAACCGGGGCAGAUCCUGUUUUCGUACACGAAGAUACCUACAUGAGACGGCAGUUUACAUGAUGUAUAUGUGAAGAUCAUGGGGAUACGCCUCUCGGUGGCUGCCCACCAUCAUUAUAAGAAGUGUAGCGUUGCAAUCUGCUUUAAAGAACAUCUUUUAUUUGUAAUGUUAGCUGCCUAGGACAAUUCUUCAUCCUCAAUGUUUCGGUUUGAGAAGGAAACGGUAUACCAGCGUAGGCCUAACUGCGUGUGUGUGUGUGUCUACAUUUAGCACGUCAAACAUUUUCUCGAUAGCGGAUUAGAUGGUUUUGAGUGUGGCGAUGUUGUACAUGCGCAGACAGUGCGAUACAUGAUGUAUCUGGAUGUGAUUCUCUG
This is a messenger RNA of Syzygium oleosum, 1283 nucleotides long. RefSeq lists its product as uncharacterized. Lineage: Eukaryota; Viridiplantae; Streptophyta; Magnoliopsida; Myrtales; Myrtaceae. Bases 333 to 971 code for a protein of 212 amino acids. The transcript is spliced from 3 exons. The record is from RefSeq and is a predicted model, not a curated record.